This is a messenger RNA of Bacidia gigantensis, 1605 nucleotides long. RefSeq lists its product as uncharacterized. The record is from RefSeq and is a predicted model, not a curated record. Gene Ontology annotation, molecular function: oxidoreductase activity, acting on the CH-CH group of donors. The transcript has a single exon. The coding region runs from base 1 to 1605 and encodes 534 amino acids. Lineage: Eukaryota; Fungi; Ascomycota; Lecanoromycetes; Lecanorales; Ramalinaceae.
AUGGGCAUCGCCGAAGGAAUGGUCGCAAUACCUUAUGAGAAUACCUACGGCGAGUACAGCAGGACAUACCAGUUUUUGAAGUAUUAUUUAUGGACUGGCUCCUGUGCAAAUGUGACAUGUCCCAGUGCCAUGACAGAUGGUGCAGCAAGAUUGCUUUCGAUACAGCUAGAUUGUCCUGAAGAGGCCAUGGACUUUAGUAGAGUGACGCUGCAAAAGGCCUAUGAACAUCUGACAUCAAGAGACCCCAAACAAGCCUGGACCUCUGGACAAUGGAUGACAGAGCGUAUUGGCGGCUCGAAUGUUCGCAAUUUAGAGACUGUAGCACACCUUUCGCCAUUGCUUGAGAACGAAAGAGAGGCAAUAGACUCGGACGAAAAUAUUCUGGGACCAUGGGUUCUUGAUGGUUUCAAGUGGUUCUCAAGUGCAACCGACGCGAGCAUGGCAAUUAUUUUGGCCAAAACGUCCGAAAAAGAAUUAUCGAUUUUUUAUGCACCUUUAAGACGCAAAGCACGCGUUGCCUAUAACGACCUCAAUACUCCCAAAGAAGUCCUCAACGGCAUAGCAAUUCAGCGCUUGAAAUCUAAGCUAGGCACACGUCCAUUACCUACGGCUGAACUAUCGUUAAGAGGCACAAGAGCACAUCUCAUCGGCAAGAAAGGCCAAGGUAGCAAGGAAAUGAGCACCGUUUUAAAUAUCACCCGAAUACACAACGCGGUCACAGCCUGUGGCUUUCUAGGACGGGGCAUAGCAAUCAGUCGUGCCUUUACACGUGUUCGGCGUGUGCGAGGUACCCUACUCAUGGAUAUACCCGCACACAUUCGUACAUUAGCGGCUUUACACGUAGAACACCAUGCUUAUAUGCAGCUCACCUUCUUUGUUGUAACGUUAUUGGGAAUGGUGGAGUCAGAAAACGGCAGGGGGAAGCCAACUACCCCGAACCAAACGAAAGGCCAAAUCCCAUAUCUCAAGGGAUGUGACGACGUCGGUAUACUGCUUCGCAUCCUCACACCCGUCACCAAGGCCUUGACAGCUAAGGCCUCUGUUUCAGGACUUGCUGAGUGCAUGGAAUCUCUUGGAGGUAUUGGGUACCUCGAUUCCUCUUCGGCAUCAGAUAUGGAGACAAACAUCGCUCGUCUCUACAGAGACGCAAAUGUACUCAGCAUAUGGGAAGGAACAACACAGGUCAUGGCUGAAGAUGCCGUUCGGGUGCUCAAGGGGCCUCUCAGCACACAGGCUUUGGACCAAUUGGACAAGUGGGUCAAGACCCAGCUUCAACAGGCUAGUGAAUGUAUACCGUCUCUAACAAGCGGACGAAUUGAAGAAACGUGGAAUAACCUCUGCAACUACAUACGACUAAUGAAUACCGAGCACCUAGUCAUUGUUGGGAGAGACAUUGCCCAACAACUGGGAUGGAUUAUUUGUGCAGUACUUUUAUACGGUGACAUAAGACAAGGUGGCGACGAGACUUCACGCUUAGUCGCAGAACGAUGGACUGAGAAGAGACAGCACAGAACACUUGCUCACACGAACAUUACCGAAUUGGUUGCGCAAGAUAAGAUUCUUGCUUUUGGUCAGGAGAAGCCUACACGAGAUGCCAAGCUGUAA